This is a messenger RNA of Cololabis saira (Pacific saury), 4044 nucleotides long. RefSeq names its product clathrin coat assembly protein AP180-like. Gene Ontology annotation, molecular function: phosphatidylinositol-4,5-bisphosphate binding; clathrin heavy chain binding; 1-phosphatidylinositol binding. The record is from RefSeq and is a predicted model, not a curated record. The transcript has 24 exons. NCBI's taxonomy places the organism in Eukaryota, Metazoa, Chordata, Actinopteri, Beloniformes, Belonidae. The coding region runs from base 609 to 2546 and encodes 645 amino acids. Gene Ontology annotation, cellular component: clathrin-coated vesicle; clathrin-coated pit; extrinsic component of presynaptic endocytic zone membrane. Gene Ontology annotation, biological process: clathrin-dependent endocytosis; synaptic vesicle budding from presynaptic endocytic zone membrane; clathrin coat assembly.
CAGUGUUGGCGACACCACCGGGAGCGGUGCGCAUUUUUUUUUUGUGGGUCUGACGAGAGGACCAAGGCGGCGUUCCUGAGCAGACACCGACCACAUAAAAGGAGAGCGAAGCCUCUGACAGCCGAAUAAGACACUGCGGAUUCUCCUCUUAUUUUGAAAGCUCUUUCAUCCUAAUGCACCGACUCCGGAGGAAAGGUACAGCCUACCUGGUGUCACUUAUGGAGUGCUGAUCUGCAUUUCCCCUUAAUCUUUCUAAUGAUCAGUGAAAAUAGGGUGUGCAGAAUUUUUCAUUGGUCUGUUUUUUUUAAAGUAAUUGCUUAGGGGAUAGGAAAUAGCCUUUUUUGCCCACGGAGUGUUACAUAACCGAGUGGCUUUAGCUGUCCAAGGUGCUGAAUUGAGCGGUCGAAGCAGAACGGGACGAACCGUGGGGGAUUUCUCAAGCUUGCAAGGUCACGGGCCUAUCCAUCCGGAGGAGGAAAGCGCUGGAUCCCACCUCCCUCUAGUCGCUGGGUUAUAUCCACCUACAUAUUUAUUUUCUUUUUUUUUUUUUUUACAUCGCCCAGUGUGUGUAAUAAAUUCCUGACCGGCUUCAACUAAUCGGUGAGAAAAUGUCGGGGCAAACGCUCACGGAUCGCAUUGCCGCUGCGCAAUACUCGCUAACGGGAUCAGAUAUGGCCAGGGCUGUCUGCAAAGCCACCACUCACGAAGUGAUGGCGCCCAAGAAAAAGCACCUGGAAUACCUGGUAUCCGCCACCAACACCACCAACGUGAACAUUCCUCAGAUGGCUGACACGCUGUUUGAGCGAGCCACUAAUGCAAGCUGGGUGGUCGUCUUCAAGGCCCUCGUCACCAGUCAUCACAUGUGUGUCCACGGCAAUGAGAGGUUUAUUCAAUACCUGGCUUCCAGGACCUCCUUGUUCAACCUCAGCAAUUUCAUCGACAAAACCGGCUCUCAUGGCUAUGACAUGUCUACAUUCAUCAGACGGUACGGACGCUACCUGAACGAGAAAGCCUUUGCCUAUCGCCAGAUGGCUUUUGACUUCACCAGAGUCAAGAAAGGUGCCGAGGGAGUGAUGAGAACUAUGACCACUGAGAAGCUGCUGAAAGGCAUGCCUGUUCUGCAGACUCAGAUUGACACACUCCUGGAGUUUGAUGUUCAUCCCAAGGAGCUGAACAACGGGAUCAUCAAUGGUGCAUUCUUGCUUCUCUUCAAAGACCUGGUCAAACUGUUUGCUUCCUACAACGAUGGAAUCAUCAACCUAUUAGAGAAAUUUUUCAAGAUGAAGAAAAAUGAAUGUAAGGAUGCCUUGGAGAUUUAUAAGAGAUUCUUGACCAGGGUGACGAAAAUCGGGGAAUUCAUGAAGCUGGCUGAGACAGUCGGGGUUGAGAAAAAUGACAUCCCUGACAUCAACUAUGCUCCCAGCAGUAUCCUAGAGUCUCUGGAAACGCACAUGAAUGGGUUGGAGGAUGUAAAAGGAGGAAAGAAAGGUGAAGGGUCUCCCACAAAGGGAUCUCCAACAAACAACGUGUCACCAACAUCAACUCCUGCCAAAUCUUCAAAUGCCGUUCCUACGUUGCAGCCUCCUCCCGGGGACAAUGCUGCUGGCGCUUCAGCUGCUCCUGAACCCGCUGAAGAUUCUCUGUUGGAUCUGGAUCCACUGUCGUCCUCCGGCCCCUCAGCACCGUCAGCUGCCCCGACAUCCUGGGGAGAUCUUCUUGGAUCAGAUGCCUUUGCAACACCUGCCCCUGCCGCCGAGGCCUCUGUCGCUGCAGCGGAGGGUGGGGCUGCUGCCACGUCCACCCCUGCCGCCAACGCCGGAGCCGACCCUUUCGCUCCGUCGGACAGUAGUGCCAACCCAGUGUCUUCAGGUCUAGAUCUCUUCGGCAUGAUGACAGUGGAGAAUAAUAGUUCGCUGGAUGCCUGUUUUAGUUCUGUGAUGCCUCAGCCCUCCCCCUCCCCUUCCCCCUCACCGCUCUUGACCUCCACAUCCAGCACCAUCACCACCACAGCGACCAUCUCAGCCUCAAACACCACCAGCCCCGCGACUGACCUUUUCAGCGCGGAUGUGUUCAGCUCCCCUGCCCCCAUCCUCUCCUCAGCCCCCCCACCCAAAAUUGACACAGGAGCCAUCUUGAACCUCUUUGGUGAGUCCACGGGAGGGGACGCCCCAGCUGCAGCUGCUCCCGCUGCUGCUCCUGCUGCACCCGGUGCUGAGCUGAUGUCAGUAUUUGAUGGCCUAGGAGAUGUAAUGAAGCCCACUGUCACCCCUCAGGCGGGGGAUGUUGACGCCUCCAUGGCUAACAUGGCAAGUAACCUCACAAUGGGAACGCCAGCGGCCCCUCAGGUAGCUCCCCCCAGUUGGGGUGCUCCCAUGGUUGGGGCACCAGUGGCUGGAGCACCCAUGAUGCCCAUGGCCAGGCCGGGCUUCCCUGCCCCCGGAGUGACACCGGGAGCACCGAUGUCUCCUGGAAUGGCCCAGAGCCCCAGAAAGCCCCCACCACCGAGGAAUGCGCUGGACGACCUCAAUAUUAAGGACUUCAUGUAGACUGCCUGACCCACUCACCCCCAGGGUUUGUCAUUGUGUCUGGAGCUCUGUGGAUGUGGAUGUCUGCACUCCCCCCCGCCUCCCCCCGCCAGCCAUCAUCUCUUCAGUCUCUACCCUCUACCGACCCCCACUAAAGAAAACCUGCCCCCCCCCCCACCCCCCUCCUUAUCUAAUGUUGUAGCACAACUGUGAAUGUGAACCCUAGAUACAGAAAACCAGAACUCGGUUUCAGUGUGUGUGGGUGUGUGUGUAAUCCAGUGUUAACCUUUACAUAAUAUACUACAGAAAAAUAAACCCCAAAAAAAAAAAGUCAGUAAAUGUGUAUUUAGAUUCAUUCUGGAUUUCCAGCAUAUCAGUUGACUUGGAACGGUGGAUAUAUGUUGGUUUCUUUGCGCAUCUCCCAGAUGGGGAUUGUGUUGUUAAAUGUGGACUGUGUUUGGUGUAACUUCACUGGCCAACCCCCACUUCCACUCCUUAACUCCUAAUGUCUGAACUAACUCUGAGCUAUGUUUGAAGUCAUUAAAGACUUGGUUGAACCCAUAUCUGCUUGGCCAUUCAUCCUCCGACCUGUCUACUUUAUGUUUUUGCAAAACAAUGAAUCAAAAUGUACCGUAACACAGUUUGCAAUACAAAUCCAGAUUUAUCAUAGAGCACAUGGAAUUGUGUUUGGUUUCUUUUUUUUUUUCUUUAUGCUUUUUUUUUUUCCUUUUUUUUUUGAACUUUUUGGAAACAUGCAAACGUUUAUGAACUGUGUUCAAAUUGACAUAUGCAUUUUAGACUGUUUUAAAUGAUGGAUUAUACAUAUUUUCGUUAAUAUUUAUUCCGAAAGGGGAAAAAAAUGUAUCAUAUGUUUUUAGUUACUUUUAAAUUAUAAGAAAAAAAAGAAAGUUAGCAUAAAUCUCCCCACCUUCUUUGUACAUACUGAAUAUGAGGUUGUAUUGAAGGAAAUUGUUUGCCCAGAGUACGUUCUGUUGCACCCUUUGCUGGUGUGGAGUGAUACUGCAUCAUAGCAUGCAACCCAGGUCAAUCUCAGAUGCAUUUUAAUACUCUCAAAGAGCUCCAUUCUCUCUAUCACGACACAGUAGGAGUUAAUGUGGAGGAUCUACCGUAUUGUAGAAGUGUGUGGUUGGAGUGGAGCCUCGGCUCUUGCUCUGGUCAUUUCUAACGCGACAGCGGUCAGAACAUUUGCUCAUGUGCUGCCACUGGUCUCUGAGACUUAUUGUAAAGCACGCAAGUAUUUGCUGGAUGUUUCUGUGUGUUUAUUUCCAAAAAAAAGUGACUGUAUCUUAAUCCAUUGUGACAUUAACAAUGUGUUGAACGAAAAAUAAAGAUGAGUAUAAGACAUAAUGAAAAUAAUGUGGGUAAAUAAUGUCUGCAAAGUAUUCCUUCAAAGGCUCUUUGUUCUUCUUUUCUUUUGUUAUAAUGGAUGGCAUCGCCAUCUCUCCCCACCUGCAUGUGAGUCCAGAUGAGAUGCAAUAAAAGACAAUUACGCUGAUCU